This is a messenger RNA of Xiphias gladius (swordfish), 3049 nucleotides long. It is a transcript of the gene paqr7a, whose product is annotated as progestin and adipoQ receptor family member VII, a. Bases 118 to 1182 code for a protein of 354 amino acids. Gene Ontology annotation, molecular function: steroid binding; nuclear steroid receptor activity. Gene Ontology annotation, cellular component: plasma membrane. Gene Ontology annotation, biological process: response to steroid hormone. The record is from RefSeq and is a predicted model, not a curated record. Lineage: Eukaryota; Metazoa; Chordata; Actinopteri; Istiophoriformes; Xiphiidae. The transcript is spliced from 2 exons.
UAUUUUCUCUCGGCGGGCGGAGGAGGAGGAAGAGGUCGCUUCAGCGGGGGACACCGAAGGACGCCAGCCGUCGCUACGAGGAACCAUCCAGCGUACAUCAGCCAGCGACUGACAGUUAUGGCGACCAUUGUGAUGGAGAGAAUUGGCCGAGUGUUCAUCAGCCUGCAGCAGAUCAGGCAGGUUCCCCGGAUGCUGACUGAGGCCGCACCCUCCAUGCCGGGCACCAUAAGAGACACUGAGGUUCCCUCCUACUUCAGGGAGCGCUAUAUCUCCACGGGCUACCGACCGCUCAACCAAAACUGGCGCUACUACCUCCUGUCCAUGUUCCAGCGCCACAAUGAGACCCUCAACAUCUGGACUCACCUGCUGGCGUUUUUAAUUUUUCUGGUUAAAUUGCGCCAGCUCGCUGAGACUGUGGACUUUGUUAGUGAUCCUCAUUCGUGGCCCCUGUUGAUUCUCAUCCUGUCCUCUUUGAACUACACGGCAUUCAGUGUAGCAGCUCACCUAUUGGGUGGCAAGUCUGAGCUGUGUCACUACACUUUCUUCUUUCUGGACUAUGUUGGGGUAGCACAGUACCAGUACGGCAGUGCUAUAGUUCACUUUUACUAUGCUGUUGAUGAGAGCUUGCACAGACACGUGCAUGGGAUCUUCAUGCCCACUGCCACUGUUCUCAGCUGUCUUUCAUGCUUGGGGUGCUGCUAUGGCAAAUACUGCAACCACAGCCUACCAACGUGGGUGCGUAAGGUGUGCCAGGUGGUGCCCUCAGCGCUCGCCUAUUUCUGGGAUAGCAGUCCUGUGGCUAAGAGACUUUUAUCCUGGUCAACAGCCAGCGAUGACCCAGCCAUUUUCUAUCACUACGGCCAGGUGGCUUUCUUUCUCAGCUGUUCCUUCUUCUUUACCUUCCCCCUGCUAGAGCGCUUUUUCCCUGGACGGUGCGAUUUUGUUGGUCAGAGUCAUCAGAUGUUCCAUAUUUUUCUAUCUUGCUGCACCCUGUGUCAGAUUCAUGCCUCCCACCUUGACUUCGUGGGCCGUAGAAAGCUGUACACGAGUCUGCACUACAGUGGUGAGGUUGCUGUCUUUGUGGGGCUCUAUGUGGUCACUUUGGUUGUAUGUGUGCUAAUUGGUGCCUUCAUGCUGAGGAAAGUUAAACAAGUGCUUGACCUCAAAACCAAGUCCACAUAAUAAAUUCAGUGUCGUAGGAACUAUGUGCAAAAGCAUUUAUGUGCCUUUACUUCCAGACACUGCUUUGAUAGAAAGGGACCUAUUUUUGCUGCAGGCUUGUAAAUGUAAAUGCCUGCAGAUUAAAUGAGGGAUACAUAAUGUUAUUAGGAGAUAGUAUUUUGAUACUCACCUGUAUUAGAAUUUUUGGAAUAAUUCCGAAAACCAGAAUUUUUCAUGUAUUAGCAAAGGAUGGUGCUUUUUGAAAAAGUGAAAAUAAUCAAAUUCAGAUUCUCACAAUUUACAAAGACUGUCCAAAAGUGGAUAUCACUGCCUACAUUAUACAGCCAAUCAAAAGAGUCACGUUGUUGGGAUUUUUUUUAAAAUUCUUAUCCUACAAUACUGUGAUGACAUGGAAUAGCAUCUUGAAUGUGCAAAUAUUUAUUUUGAAUAUUUUGAAAAUGACUCCCUCGAGGUUUUGUUAUUUAUAUUUUGGCCAUAUUUCACCUAGACAAAUUGAUUGUUGGAUUGAUUUGGAUGAUUUUUGUUGGAUGAUGAUUAUUGAAAUGAUUUAAAGGUUAUACACUGAGUGGCGGCAUUCCUCCUAUGCAAAAAACUACUUCAUAAUUGAGGUACAGAUAGUAACAUAAACAAUCUACCAUUUUACAGUGUAAUGUUACAAUGUUAAUAUUACAACACACAGGGGCCUUUGUCAUUGUGCCUUGAGAGCCCAUGAUUGCAAUUUGAAUGUUCAAUUUAGCAUAAAGUUGGUACUGAUUGAGUAUUUUAUUAAAAAUGUUCUGUAAUAUACUGUUCUCAACCCCUAAAUGCCAUCAGAUAAUGGCGUAGUGUGUAGAUUCUACAGAAACUAAAGCUUUAGGAUUUAAGUUGCCAUCAUGUGAAAAGAUGUUUUACACUGACAGUCUGAGAUUUAAACCUUUUUUAUGUUGUUGUUGUGCUAGUUUGAUUUCAUAGCACUUUUAGAUAUACGGUAAUUUAAUGUACUGUCCCUCGACUAUAUUUGAUACAGCUGGAUAUUUCAUGAGCGAUUUAAUAUGUAAUGAAAGUCUUAACCUUUUGAAUAUAUCUUAUUGUAGACAUGCAGUAUAUAUAUGUAGACUGUUUUGUAUUAUGUCCUGUAUAUUAGGGUGUCAGCAAUCACUGUAUUGUGUCCUAUUGGAAAUCCGGUUUGUGGCUUUUGAGUCAUUAGGGGAAAGUGACUGUGGGUGUUACAUAAGUGUACUAAUCAAAGAUAAAGGUACCAUGAUAAUGUAUGUCUUUGGGAAAUAAUAAUGCCUACUACUGACCAGAAUGUAAAAACGGCUGGAUAGAGUUAAAUAAACAUUCCUUGGAGGACGAACUAAUCUUAACGAUUCUGUUAAACUACAAUUUCUUUCAUGACUUUCUUAAGAGUUUCAUGUGUGCUACACUGACUAAUGAUGUGACAUCUCGUCUCCUGACGUCUUGCCAGUCGCCCUGUCAAAUCCCCUUGUUACUCGAGUAUAUUGGCCUUACGCACUGUGCAAGGAACAACAUGCUUGUUACCUUUAUAGAUAUCUUUAAAAUAUAAGAUGCUUAUAGCCUACCUCCAGGCCAAUAGAAUAAAAUGUAGUUACCGAAUGGUAUCUUCAAUGAGGUAAUUACAACAAUCAUAAGUGAAAGUAAAACCUCACAUGUAUAUUGUCUGAUGUAAUAUCAUGCUCUGCCUGUGAAUAAUGUCUGAUUAACUGAAAAUCGAAAUGGGAAUAGAGUCCUUCCUUAUUGUGCCUGUUUUUGUGUUGUUAUGAAACUUGCAGAUAUUUUUUUCUUGAUGUCCAAUUAUUUUCUUGACAUUAUGUUAAAUCUGUAGGCUUUUGUCAGUUUUUCUUGUUAUUGCCAAAUGAAAUUAAAG